Gadus morhua (Atlantic cod) is the source of this 912-nucleotide messenger RNA. RefSeq names its product family with sequence similarity 89 member B (gene fam89b). The coding region runs from base 233 to 742 and encodes 169 amino acids. The transcript is spliced from 2 exons. The record is from RefSeq and is a predicted model, not a curated record. NCBI's taxonomy places the organism in Eukaryota, Metazoa, Chordata, Actinopteri, Gadiformes, Gadidae.
CCCACUGCUGGUUACAACUGGGGAUGUCGGCCGACUUUCUGGGACAAAGGAGGAAAGCGAAGACAAAAAUAGCUGUCAUCAUAAUACGUUACUAAUGAGUUUUACAUUUUUAUGAAGCUCGAUGUCCGUUUGCCUGCAAAGCAUAAUGGACUCUUUCUGAAACGCAUCAGCACAUCUCGGGAAAGAAAUGCUCUGAACUUGGGGCUACGUUCUUAACUUAGUGAGCAGCAGGAUGAACGAGACGCCGCAGUCCAGCGGUGAGGAACAUCAGGGCAGCUGCGUGUGUUCCCCCGAGGGUCUCCCGCCGCUGCCCAAGAGUCUCAGCGGGUUCCUGACCUCCAGCGGCGGCUCCUGGCGAGACAUGGGAAAGGUGCAGAACACGUGUGUGCGUGUCGGGGUAGAUCUCAGCCAAGCGGGGGCACGCGGGGACGCGUCAACAGGCAGUCUGCGCAAACACGUCGGCUUGGACGGCGCUCUAGCGUUGCUGCGCAAAGAGAUGGUCGGUGUGCGUCAGUUGGACGUGUCACUUCUCUGCCAGCUGUGGUCUCAAUACGAGGCCGUCCAGGAGUACAAGGGCAGCUCUCUUCUCUCCGAGCAGUCGUACAAUGCAGAGGACAACGACUAUUCAGAGGACGAGGACGAGAAAGACGACGAGGAAGAUGGGGACAUGGAGACUGCCGCAUCCUCAUCGCCCGACUCCUCCCUGCCUCUGCCGCCCCCUAGCGGCAGCUCAAAUGAUUAGUGGAUUCAGGGCUCGCUCCAUAGGCCUAAGGACCUGUAAUCACCUAAGGCUUAAAGGCAUAUUGUACGAUUUUCAGUGAUAUGCACUUUUUAAUAUGUUGUUGAAAUUGGUUUUUACAUCCUGACAGCAAUAAAUAGCUUAUGGGCAAUGAAAAAGAAGCGAGAAAAAAA